This is a messenger RNA of Aspergillus novofumigatus IBT 16806, 1374 nucleotides long. RefSeq names its product amine oxidase, flavin-containing superfamily. The transcript has 2 exons. The coding region runs from base 1 to 1374 and encodes 457 amino acids. Gene Ontology annotation, molecular function: oxidoreductase activity. The record is from RefSeq and is a predicted model, not a curated record. Lineage: Eukaryota; Fungi; Ascomycota; Eurotiomycetes; Eurotiales; Aspergillaceae.
AUGUAUAUCUCAAUGAGAACCACAAAGUCCCUCCUGGCCAGCCUUUUGCUGGGGCAGGUCAUUGCGCACCCCGGCUGUCCCGCCGGUCCUGGCGGUCCCGCCCCUGAUAUCUCAAAAUUUGACCACGCCAGUACCAUCGAACGCGAUGUUGCUAUAAUUGGAGGCGGAGCUUCUGGCACCCACGCUGCCAUCCAGCUCCGUAAGAUGGGCCACAGCGUCGUGGUGGUCGAAAGGGAAUCCGUCCUAGGCGGCCACACCAAUACCUACCUCCAUCCAGUAAGCGGCCAGUAUAUUGACUACGGCGUCCAGAUCUGGCAGAAUAUUCCCGAGGCAAGAGACUUCCUCGCCCAUCUCAACAUCUCCACGACCACCGUGCAAUUGGGACGCUCCAAUAGUGUCCGCAUCGAUCUGCGCACGGGACAAACUGUGCCCCCGCCGCAGGGCAAUGUGACCGACGCGAUGAUGCGGUAUACGAUGCAGCUGCUCCAGUAUCCUUAUCUCGAGCAGGGAUGGAACCUCCCGGACCCUAAAUACGACCUCGCACCGGCGGUGGAGACCCUGACGCUGUAUGCGCAAGGCUUCAAGGACUGGCUGCAGUACCCGACCAUAUACAUCAUGAAGCAUUUCAGUCUGGGGGUGGCGCUGGGCGCGCAGAACGGAUUCCUGGCCUCAGUGGACGGCAACAACGGGGCAUUGUAUGAAGCUGCGCGCCAGGAACUGGGCGAUGAUGCAUUGCUCAGCAGUACUGUGGUCAGCAUGGAGCGUCCAGCAGACCGUCCGCAUCGGAUACUGGUCCGAACUCCAAAAGGCUACCAACUCAUCAAAGCGAAGAAGACCAUCAUCACUGCUCCGCCGAAGCUGGAGAACCUGGCGAAUUUCGAUCUAGACGAUACCGAGCGUGGCGUCUUUGGCCAGUUCGAAAACACCUUCUACUACACCACUGUGGUCAGGGUCCCUGGUCUGCCAGCCGGAAUUGACAUCCUCAACCGCGCUGCCGACAUGCCGUACAACAUCCCUCAUCUGCCAGGAGUGUACGCCAUGUUGCCGUCUCGCGUCCCGGACAUCUACACCAUCUACUACGGCGGUGGGGACGCCAAGACCGAGGACGAGGUGAAGAAGAGCAUCAGAGACGGUGUGAUUAUGCUACGUGAAGCGCAAUUCAACAUCUCCGAGCCUGAGAUCCUGGCCAUCAGCAACCACAGUCCAUUCGCGUUGUUCGUGUCGGCCGACAAAAUCGCCAAGGGCUUCUAUAGGAAUCUGUACGCGUUGCAGGGACAGCGGAACACGUACUAUACCGGCGCUGCGUUCCAUACGCAUGACUCUGCUGCCGUCUGGAGGUUUACGGACAAUCUGUUGAAGACUAUGUUUGCUUGA